Messenger RNA from Seminavis robusta, 3727 nucleotides. Lineage: Eukaryota; Bacillariophyta; Bacillariophyceae; Naviculales; Naviculaceae. The record is from the annotation of a GenBank genome assembly.
AUGAAGCUUUCCUCGAUUGCCAUUUCCUUCCUUGCGGGAGUGGCUUCUGUUGUGCCCUCGACGGCAGUUUUGUCUGCAAAUGGAGUGGGGGACCACGAAAAUCACGCCGAUUUUCACGCCGAUGCGCACGCUGCUGGACUCGUCCUUCCAGAUGAACCCGACGAUCGUGCCAGUCUCCUUCAAGCCAAGAUGAUGGAACAGCAUGCCGCCUCUUCAGCUGCCAUGGCCAAGGCUGUGGAAGCAUUGAAGACGGAGGACCUUGGCACGCGCAUCCAAGCCUUUGAAGGAGCUGUUGAUGGCAUUGAACUCAUGUUGGAGGAGAUGGAGUCAAUGGAACCGUAUGGCAAUGAUUUCUUUGAUGGAGCUAUUAACAGUUCCAAAAUCCACCUCAAGAAGUUUCUUGAAACUGUCCCUGAAGUCCUUGGAUACAUGCUCAACAGCUUGGAGGAACAGGAGAAGGCCGAUCCCCCUGUUGCCACGAAAAUGAAGAGAACAUUGAAGACGCUCAAUACUGAUGACCCCGACGAUGAUGAGUCCGAACCAAAGCCAAGCGUCACCACUGGCUCCAAGACCACCUUUGGCAAAGGCAGUGGCAAUCCCAAGGACGAGCCAACUUUUUUAGCUCAUCACCGCCGCAAGCUAGCCAAGCUCCGUAAUGCAGAUCACUUUGAGGGCAAUCAUCGCGCUGCCCAUCAGCAUCAACGCAUCACCAAGCUUCAUGACGCUAUUCUCAGUGCUGACCAUGAACACAUUGGCAAGGUUGUUAGGGCCGCAGCAACCAAAGCCGGAAAGUCAAGGGCUGACGGAAGACGCCGUCGUCGGCUGACUGAUGCGGAAGACAAGUCAAAACAGUGUCACCAGCUUACGAUGUGUGCCAAGGAAAUGAGCUUCUACGAUGUCCUGGUUUUCUUUUACAGUGAUGACAUCGACCCAACUACUGGAGAGAUUGAUGACUCAAUCUACCUCUUCAACGAAGCGGACCUUGAGGACAUGUACUCUCGAAUCAUCCUUAAUGCAAAUACCCUUUUCACAGCUUAUGGAGACGAUGAAACUGCGUAUACAGAUGAUAAUGAAUGUGAUUCAUUGCUCCAACUUUUUCACAGGAACGUGGAAUUUGCUGGUGUGCCUUAUUGGGAGGGUGGCAUGGUUUCACAGGUGUGCUUGGCAGAAGGAACUCAUACCUUCCUGAAGCUUGAUGAGAUUGCUCUCAAGAUUGGAUCCUACUAUGCAAGGCAGGUGGCUGCACAAAUGUUUACCUGUGCCCAAGAUCUGUACAACACCGGGUUGUCUUCACAGCCAUUCCCUUUGAGCACAACAGACCUGAUGACAUCUACAAGCAUGGUUGAUGUCACAGAGAGUGGGCUGGCCAUUACCAUCCACAAUUCCGAGCAAGUGCCUUAUGUUGAUAAUUCAGCCAAUGCGAAUGAUGUUGACUUCCUUCCAGAGAACCUUAUUGAUGAUGAGGAUGAUGGUGUCAGCACUGAGUGGAAAUGUUUUGUUGAUGAUAAUGAUGACACAUUAUGUGAUUCGACUCAAAAUAUUUAUUUCAAAUUUGACGGGACCCUCCAACGAAUUGACCAGAUGGAAAUUACUUUCCGCGACGGAGAUUUUCUUCCUGAUUCUUACAAGAUCUUGGCAAGAAAGCAGGGGGAGUGGGGUUGGACAACAGUUUUAAAUAGUCUCUCAGGAACCCACGCUGUCGAUUCAUCACAGCAAGUGAGCGCAAUAAAUGGAGGUGGAGCAUCUGUCACUCUGGGUGUGGAGAAGCACACAAUUCCUCUUGGCUUCAUGCCUACACCACCAGACUACAUCGUUCUGAGGCUCUAUGGAUCCAUCAAAUAUUCGAUUUUCAAUGUUGACUUCUACACAAAACAGUACAGCAACGGUGUCAAUAUCCUUGUUCCUCCCUCGGGAAUUGAGUUGGACAACCGUGAUGAGAAUGGGCAGAUCGAGGAUGUAACACAACCAGUCUUUGAGUAUAAGGGGGACCCCAUGACGGAUCUUGACACGUAUGCGAAUGAACUGCAAAUGGUGUACAAAAAGAUGCACUCAGAAACAACAGAAGAGAACAGAGGUGAUAUAAUGCCCAUGGCCAAGAACUGGGCUGAUACAGAUGGGAGUGUUGGCCAGGGAGCGUUCGCGUACUACCAGGCCGAUGAAGCUAUCAGCUUUUUGACCUUUAUGGUUGAUGGCGAAUUCCCACCUGGAGAUCGCACACAAGUCACUGUUAGGAACAGGCAGGGGAAAAUUAGGAAAGGUUUGAAGGCUCUGAAAAAGGAAAUCAGGACAGGAUUGAAUGAUGCAUAUGGCGAAGGUGGCAGCGAGGAAGAGUACGAUGACAGCUAUGACAGUGUUGCUGAAUGGCUGUUGAACACUAAAGCAGCAUCAUACUAUGAAGCUUUCCAGAGAAUCCAACUUGGUUUUGAUCUUGUCUUCGGUGAAAAAACAUCGGUUGGCUUCCUUUGUGGGAUUAAGGAGGCAGUGGUUGCUGCUCCUGAGAAGUGGCCAGGAUAUUGCUGUUUGAGUGCCCCUUUCCAAAAUGAAGGUGAUGAUUGGGGUCGAAAACAUGACUGUGACACCACCUGUACCUACCCUGGGCCCUUCUUUGCUGGAUUAAGCGACGAUUCUUGCGCUGCCAAUGGUGGAACGUGGUGUGCAGCUGACACUGACUGUUCUGAUCUCCAGAGUUGUGUUCAAACUGAGUAUGACACUGCUGUGGCUGACAAGAAGGGUGCCUAUGCUGAAUAUUUGAAGGGUGGUUUAGUUGGUACAGCCACAGACCCUGAUGAUUGUGGCAGUAGCAGAGAGUACUUUGGCUAUGAUGCUCUCUAUACUCAUGACUUGGAAAUCUGUGACCAAGUCCAGCAACUUCACAAUACGCAAAACUUUGCCUUCUUGGAAGAGUUCUUUGAUCAGGGUUCAGAAGUUGGAAGAGGAGAGGAGUUUGCUGUGGACUGGGAAGCUCUGUCGACACCAGAUCGGGUUCGCUCUGGAUCGUAUGCAGUUAUAGACGGCGAGGCGUGGCAGGCUGCAAACUUCUACAUUUCACAAAUCUUUGCACCUAUUGACACAACUGUUGAGUGUGUUAUGGCCUACAAAUGUCCAGAUGGUCCAUUUGGCGAUACAGUCUGUUGUGUUAUUGUCAAUAGUAUUUAUUUGAUCUUGAAAGUCGCUCUUUCAUUCCUGGAAAUGGCUUUCAAUAUUUCAGAGUUUAUACGGGAAAGUUUGUCAGACCCUUCAAAUGUUGAGCCAAUCCAGGCCUAUGAGAACACUGCUGUGCUCUAUGACAAUAUGGUGGCAACCAAUGAGAAUGUGAAACUUGCUCAUGACAAUUUGAAAAGUGUCAUUGAAACUGAGUGUGGUACUACCAUCAGAGAACGCAACUUGGAGGAAACAGAGGAUGGCGUUGCUGAGGAGCUGGCUUCAUUGCAAAAGCAGAAUGACGGCAUUGCUGCAAAGUUGGACCAGCAGCAGAAGCAGAAUGCUGCCAUGAGUGCCAAAAUGGACCAGCAGCAGAUGCAGAUUGAUGCCGUGAGCGCCAAGUUGGACCAGCAGCAGAAGCAGAAUGAUGCAAUGUUGGAACAGUUCAGCAAAGUCAAUGCUAUUUUGCAGCAGCUCCUUGCCAUGCAUGCUGGCAACCCUCAAGCCUAAGUGAUGAUUGAGUUUUACUCUAGUAGUUCGAAAUAGUUGAAAUAACUUUGGAGAGCUAGGAGAAGCACAUGUAUGG